Messenger RNA from Salarias fasciatus (jewelled blenny), 1142 nucleotides. RefSeq lists its product as uncharacterized. The transcript has 7 exons. The coding region runs from base 419 to 1033 and encodes 204 amino acids. The record is from RefSeq and is a predicted model, not a curated record. NCBI's taxonomy places the organism in Eukaryota, Metazoa, Chordata, Actinopteri, Blenniiformes, Blenniidae.
ACUGAGGCCAGGGGAGGAGGAGCUUUGGAUGUUUGAUCCUUAGAAUUGCAACUUAGCAAGACCCCAUAGGAUCGGUUCAGAUUAAUAAGUGCCUGGCAGUUAUAUACAGGCAGCAAACCAGAGAUAUCCUGGCACAAAAUACAAAAUAAGCAGCAGUUUAAGCAGAGAGGGUGGAUGGCUGCCGGUACACACUGGCGCCAUCUUGCCCUCUUGCAUUCUUGCAAAAGUAUUGUCAAAAAUCACACCCUUUUUUCUUUUUGAGAAGGAUCAUUUAUAGAUUUCCAGGAUGACAAGAGCUCAGUCCAUGAUCAGCCCUAUGGUUUCUUGCGCCCCCUUGUGGGCACAGAUAAGGUAAGAUAAUCUUUGAACUCGUCAGUCAGUCCUUCAGUCUCAGAGCUUCGCCUUCAUUCCAGCAAACAUGAACAAAAGCUUCAUCUUCCUCAAGUACGGCUUGCUUGUCUUCAGCCUGCUGGUUGGUAUUGUUGGAGUUCUGAUGUUCACCUCAGUGAUUUAUCUGACAGUCAGCGUCACACAGUCGUUCAACCCCAUCUGGAUCGGAUUAAUUCUGACGCGGCCGUGGAUCAUCACCUUGGUCACCCUCGGCCUCGCGGCUCUCGGCACGUACGGCAGCAUCGCCGAGAAGACCACACCGCUCCACGUGUUCUAUGUCCUGAUGUGGAUUAUCACGGCCAUCCUGGCGGGCAACGGCAUCCGUAUCAUCUUCGAGGUCACAUCUGAAGUACAACAGGGUUUGCUCAAGCCCUUGAGCAUUGUAAUGGGAAUCAUCUUUGGACUUGCUUCCUUGACGGACGCGUGUAAUACACAGAGUCGCCAUGCCAGGAGGACUGGCACUGUAGUACAGACUACAGUCAACAUUCUCUUACAAAUGAGAAGAGUUAUAUCUUCCUGCCCAGAGCCUGGGACAGAGAAUGCAGGGUCCUUCCCAGGAUUAAACGCUCUCCCCCAGCGAUCCCGGCUGAAUCUCUCCCGGCACCCCGAGAAUCCCACACCGCGCUCGUGCAGAUCAUCAUAAAAGCACACACGGCCGCGGCGCUUUUUAUGAUGAAGCACGGUCCAUUCCUCAUCUUUUGCCGUAAUUCACUCGGCCGAACUAUCAAAAAAAUAUAAAGGAAUAGGCUGAU